This is a messenger RNA of Clupea harengus (Atlantic herring), 3930 nucleotides long. RefSeq lists its product as uncharacterized. The record is from RefSeq and is a predicted model, not a curated record. Gene Ontology annotation, biological process: regulation of apoptotic process. Lineage: Eukaryota; Metazoa; Chordata; Actinopteri; Clupeiformes; Clupeidae.
UCUCAGGAGUCUCCCAAAACUACCGUAUGAGAGUAUGUCUGGUUGGACUAUGUUUGGAUAAGUGAAAUCAGGGAUUGUUGUGUGUGCCAUGCCGUUACAAAUGGACCUAAAAGUACCCAGCAGUGGCUUCGUUAUUCCACCUGAGAAGCGAUUAAGAGGUCACCUGUUCACUCUCAGUCAGUCAUUGUCACCCUGCCUGGUGGAGAAGAUGACAACCUACUUGUUCCACACACGGACCAUCACAGCUCACGAAGUUGGAGUUAUCAAGUCUCAACCCAAAGGGAUGCAAAAAGCCGCCCAUCUUAUUCAGGUCGUCCUACGGAAGGGUGGGAACGCAUGCCUGCUGUUUUAUCAGUGCCUGGGAGAAUGUAAUCCGGAUCUUUUUGAGAAACUAACAGGUGCUCCUGCCAUACCAUCAAAUAUCGUUGAUGAGCAGCCUUCAAAGAAUAACACAUCUGCAGGAGGCUACGCAGAGACAUCCACUUCUCAAUUUUGCUCCUCCCCAGAGAGGACGUUUACUCCUCAUGCGCCAGCCUACAUUAUAAACAUUCACAACUCCACCUUACGCAACUGUAUCAUUGGGAACCACAGUGGCCAAAACAUUUCCACUGAACAGGAGCAUCUCUGGCCUGAGAGACAAGACUUUAGCUCACAAGAAACCAUAAGAACCAGUCUGAUGUCUGACCAGCAGAGAGCAGCAGAGACUUCAGGAGGACCUCAUAAUAUCCAGGUGCAUGGCUCACAUAUGGAAUAUGUCAUCAUUGGCAAUCAGAGCUCAAUGGUGGUAAACACAACACAAAGUGAAGAAGAUGGAGAGGAGGAAGAUGAUGAGGAAUACCAAGAAAGUUCAAAUAGUUGAACACACUCAUUCAAUUCAGAGGAUUGACUGGAUUGUGAUUGGACUGUCAUUUGGUUUUGUAUUGUUUUCUACAGAACAUUGUAUUCCUCGGCCACAGAAAGCUGAAGUCGGGUUCUUAUUGUUUUAAGAGUUUAAUGAAUUCAACAUACUUGUUGUAUCCACUAUUGUGGAAAUAAACAUAGCCAGUCUAUGCACUCCUUCUUCUGGGCCUCACGGUUUCUUUUGAUGUAGUGUUCCAUGACACUCAAAAACUGAGUGCCAACAUUGGUAUGGCACUGACCUUGCUCAGACCUGGCCUCACUGAAAGAAAGCAGGUUCUGUUGGUCAGCUUAGGUCAGACUCACCCAGCCUGCCUCAUUGUGCACAUCAGGGCUCUGCACUUUGUUGCCCCUUAAAGAUAGUAUAUGACGGUGAUACUGUGUAAUAAUACAUCUUCACUUCUGGUUGACAACCAGAUCGUUGUGCAGAAAUGCAUGACAGAAAAGGUCUGGUUAUUUAAUUACAAAUAUGGCAUCUUGUCAUUUGAUACCCAUCUCAGAAGCAUAGCAACUAUUCGGACAACACAACUUUUCCGUCUUUGACAGUAACGUGCUUGUCACAGGCAAUUCACACUACAUGACUGUCUGCGAUGAGGACUUUCAACUUGCAAUCCCUGUCUGCGACUGGGGAUUUCACAUUACACAAUUUUUGUCAGGAAGUCGUGGGAAAUCCACAUGCUGCAAAACCAAAAUGUUUGGAAAAGAAAACUAAAGGCAAAUUUGACCUAAUUAGGCUAUGCAGAUGUAUUACUCACAGGCUGAUGUGCUGGUCAUCUUCAUGUACUGUAUAUUGCAUUAUCUUACCACUUACUUUUCCAAACAUGGGUUGGAAUGAGUAGCCUUUUUAGUGUCCAAUCCCAUGACUUGUAAACAUGGGGCUCAAAGCUGUCUUCAGUUAAAUCAGUAACAUCCCUGUUGAAAACAAUCAGCUUGGCAAUCUAAAACUGGUUAACAUAGUUGAUCAGCUAGUUUUGACCAGCUUAAGGUAUGUUUUCGUAUAAUUUUUUAUGGUUUAGCUGGUCAUAACGGUUUAGACCAGCUACCAGCAUAUGCUGGUUUUAAGCAGCUACUAGCUUAAGCUGCUGGACCAGCUGGUCUCCAGAUAGUUUGACCAUCAUAAGGUAUGUUUUCAUAUGAUUUUUGAUAGUAAGACCAGUUGGUUUUCAGCUGUUUUUUUCUUCCAGAAGGGAUGCACCCAUAACCACAUCAUAAUGAUCAUAUGUAAGUGAUAGUGACCGUCGAUAUGUGUCCUGUUAUUAGAAAAUAUUGGACUCUGUCAGUUUCACCUCAAAGGCAGUUUAUACCCUGGUUGCCACACAUAGCUUACAAAGGAAACAUUUGGUUCAGUUUAAAAAGAAGCCAAACUGUAGUUUGUAGUACUACGUUCUGUUGUAACUUGGAUACAAAUGAUUGCUAAGCCUGAAUCCUUUAACUUGCUAACUGUUUUUGAUUCUGUGCUUGCUUCUUCUCCAGAUAACAUUGACCGCCGCUGUACCACAUGGCAGUCAUAUAGUGUGUUCAAGCUUUUUCCACAUUGUUAUUGUUUUUGACUGAUAUUUGAAUCGAAAAUAUCCCAUACUUAAACCUCACCCAUCCACCUGAAACUUGGCAUGAUUGUAGCCCCACAUGGCUGAUAUGGAAUAUAAGGGUUGUGUCCCUAGGUGGAUGUGUCCCCUGAAGUGUGGUCGGCUCAAAGAAACUUUUUGGCAAUAGCUCAUCAACAGCUUCGUCAAAAAUGACGAAAUAUUUAUGGCACAUUGAACUCUAGGAGGCACACGACCUUCGUUCAUUAGAACUCAAUUUUGAAAAAUAAUCUACUGCAUAACAAGCCAAUAUCUUUCAGUUCAAAGUUUGACACGCAACAUCGUUACCACAUUUGUAGACACACGCCACAUUUCAUGAAUGCUGUCCACAGAGUUUACAAAAUUAAAAUGGUCCCCUUUCACCUGUUGAAGCGGUCAAAUCAUUCAACCUUUCGCUACUUAGGGCAGUUUGCACAUUGCUUGGACCCCGAUGAUUGCUGCCUAUAGCUAUAUUUAAAUGUAUGAUAGUGUAUACCCUGGUCCUGUUAUAAAUGUUGAUACUUGUAUGCCUAUAUGUAGGAUUUACAUUAAGUAGGCUAUUGUAAUCAAACACAUUCUUGCCUUCAACCAAUAGGCUAAUCCUACAUUUUAUAUCACAUGCAUAUUUUUCCAAACUUUGAAAUGAAAUGCCAAGUAGGCUACAGUUAUACAAUGAAGCUCAUAUUGUUGCUUACAUAUGGACAUUUCACAAAAUACUCAUAUUUACCACAAGAACACAUUUGUUGUAGUCAAACUCAUGGUCCUAUUUAGACAGGUCUCAAAACCAUAGAACUAACCCUAACCCACACCACAUCCUCAAACUAUAGUUCCACAUCCUCAAACUAUAUAUUCUUUUUCACUCAAUAAAUAAGAUAAACAAACUUUUUAGUCUAUUGUUGGCAGAAACGUAAUCCUCAAGAUAACACACUUUUCUUGGAACAGAAAACAGGCCUCUCACAAAAAUUAUUUAACUUAAUUCUUGCUCAUUCUCUCACUUUCUGCUGCGGUCAUAUUUUGCAGGCCUAUGCGGUGUAGGCUGUCUAGUUUAACCACAGAAGUCAUCAUGUUUACACCACUUGGCAAAAUGAGACAACGCUUUUAUUACGUUCAUUCAUUAGCUUCUGACACUCUGUAGUUACCUCCAUCGAUGGACAGCAUUUCAAUUAAACCUUAUUUAUAUGGUUAUUAGUUACCAUUCAAAGUUUCCAGAGCAUUGAUAUACAACGGUAAUUGUUACUUAUACUGAUCUGGUGUAAGCAGAGGUUUGUGUGUGGCCUAAACCUACACCCUCUGCCCCCUAGAGGUUCUUUACUAUUUAGGACCUAUUUUAUCUGGGCGCUGAAUCACAGAGACCAUCGCAACAAUGCACAAAAGGGUCGAGUUUAUUUAUUUUACAGUUAACAAACAGAAUAGCUCAUUAAAAAUACACUGGGGGAAGACCAAUAUGUUAGAGGCUCUAGGCUGGUUUAAA